Messenger RNA from Rotaria sp. Silwood1, 1146 nucleotides. NCBI's taxonomy places the organism in Eukaryota, Metazoa, Rotifera, Eurotatoria, Philodinida, Philodinidae. The record is from the annotation of a GenBank genome assembly.
AUGAAAAGAUCAUCGUCAAAUAAAUCAAUUGAUAAAAAACGACAGUCAACAGUAGUAUCAACUGAAUGUAAAAUUUGUGGAGAUUCAGCUGUACAUUCAUUUUUUGGUGUUGUAUCAUGUAAUUCAUGUAAAGUAUUUUUUAAACGAAAUGCUCAACAAAGACAGAAAUUAUUGAAAUGUUAUUGGAAUGGUGAUUGUGAAAUAAAUAUCAAUACUCGUCAUGUAUGUGCUUCUUGUCGACUUCGUAAAUGUAUUAUAAAUGGUAUGCAAGCUGAAAUGAUUCGAGGAUCUUAUUCAAAAAGAUAUAAAGUAAGGGAAAAAACAAAUGAUAUGGUUAAUCCAACACAAACAACAACAUCAACAGUUGUAGCUAGAUUAAAUCAACUUGAACAGUUUCCAACUUUGAAUCUUUUACAAUCAGAUCAAUCAACAUUAACUGUCGAUCAAUGGAAUCUUAUCUCAAAUUUAUCACAUUGUUAUAAUGAACAUAGUGGAUUAUCAAUUGGUGAAAAUUUUAUGUGCCAACAAAAUAAAUUACCUCUUAAAUUACGUUUUAAAAGUGCACCAGUAAUAGAAUUUUUCCGAAUGGAAUUAGAUCAAACUCAAUUAUUAUAUAAAAACAAUCGAGAUUUUGUGGAUUUAUCUGAAGAUGAUCGUUCUAUUUUACUUCAUUAUUCAUUUAAAUAUACAGCAACUAUUUCUGCAAAUUUCAUUUAUCAUCAAAUUGGAUUAUGUAAUUAUCCUGCUUUUUAUGAUACUGUUGCAUUAGUUAGUAAUCCAGAUGUAGCAAUUGCUACUAAACGUAUACAAAGUCUACUUAAUUUUGAUAUGAUAACUAUGAAAUUAUUUCUUGCUAUUCUUUCUUUCUCAACAAUCAGUUAUAUAACUGAUACAAAUACUUCUUCAAAAAAUUGCACAAAUAUGAAACAAAUUUUAAAUAUUCAAGAUAGAUAUAUUGAAUUAACAUGGAAAUAUUUACUCUAUAAAAAUACAUAUGGGGAAGUUAUUAAAUAUUUUUCUGAUUUGGUUCGAUAUUUCUUUGCUAUUCAUGAUGCUUUAGUUAAAGCACGGACUGUUCAAUGGUUGGCAGAUGAAAUAGAUUCUCUUGUGAAACAGACUAAACGAACUUUAAUAUCCGAUAAAUAA